This is a messenger RNA of Leptosomus discolor (cuckoo roller), 2118 nucleotides long. The record is from RefSeq and is a predicted model, not a curated record. NCBI's taxonomy places the organism in Eukaryota, Metazoa, Chordata, Aves, Leptosomiformes, Leptosomidae.
UCAGUUGUAGCAAGUCUAAUCAUCCUACAUUUGUCUGGGGCAACCAAAAAAGGAACAGAAAAGCAAACUCCUCCCGAAGGACAGAAACCAGUGCAGUGCGGAACUUGGACCAAAUAUGCCGAAGGAGGCAUCUUCACUUCUCCCAAUUACCCCAACAAGUAUCCUCCUGACAGAGAGUGCGUCUACAUCAUAGAAGCUGCCCCUAGACAAUGCAUUGAACUACACUUCGACGAAAAAUAUUCCAUCGAGCCUUCCUGGGAGUGUAAAUUUGACCACAUUGAAGUACGAGAUGGACCUUUUGGCUUUUCCCCAAUCAUUGGACGUUUCUGUGGACAGCAAAAUCCACCUAUGAUAAAAUCCAGCGGCAGAUUCCUGUGGAUUAAAUUUUUUGCUGAUGGUGAGCUGGAAUCUAUCGGGUUUUCUGCUCGGUAUAAUUUUACACCUGAUCCAGAUUUUAAGGACCUUGGCGUUUUGAAACCAUUGCCAGUUUGUGAGUUUGAGAUGGGAGGACCUGAAGGAAUUGUGGAAUCUGUACAAAUUGUCAAAGAAGGAAAGGCUUCUGAAACUGAAGCAGUAGACUGUAAAUGGUACAUCCGAGCACCACCCCGAUCCAAGAUCUAUUUGCGAUUCUUGGACUACGAGAUGCAGAAUUCCAACGAAUGCAAGAGGAAUUUCGUAGCUGUCUAUGACGGCAGCAGCUCCGUGGAGGAUUUGAAAGCGAAGUUUUGCAGCACCGUCGCUAACGACGUGAUGCUGCGGACAGGCCUGGGUGUGAUCCGCAUGUGGGCAGAUGAAGGCAGUCGAAGCAGCCGGUUCCAGAUGCUCUUCACCUCUUUCCAAGAACCCCCUUGUGAAGCCAACACAUUCUUUUGCCACAGUAAUAUGUGUAUUAACAAUACAUUGGUCUGCAAUGGACUCCAGAAUUGUGUGUACCCUUGGGAUGAAAACCACUGCAAAGAAAAAAGAAAAGCUAACCUGUUGGACCAGCUUACCAAUACCAGUGGGACUAUCAUUGGGGUGACGUCUUGCAUUGUGAUCAUCCUCAUUGUUGUCUCGGUCAUAGUCCAGAUCAAGCAGCCUCGUAAAAAAUUCGUCCAAAGGAAAACAGACUUUGAUCAAACAGUGUUCCAGGAGGUGUUUGAGCCUCCUCAUUACGAGUUAUGCACCCUCAGAGGGACAGGGACUACAGCUGACCUUGCUGAUGUUGCAGAUGACUUUGAAAAUUACCAUAAACUGCGGAGAUCAUCUUCAAAAUGCAUUCAUGACCAUCACUGUGGAUCACAAGUGUCUAGCAUUAAGGGCAGCCGUAGUAACCUCAGCACAAGAGAUGCUUCUGUCUUGACAGAAAUACAACCCCAGCCUGUAAAGCCACUCAUUCAGCCCAUGAACAGGAGAAACAUCCUCGUCAUGAAGCAUAGCUACUCACAAGAUGCUGCAGACGCCUGUGAGAUCGACGAAAUUGAGGAGGUACCGACCACAAGCCACAGGCUGUCCAGGCAUGAUAAAGCUGUUCAGCGGUUCUGCCUCAUUGGGUCUCUAAGCAAACAUGAGUCUGAGUACAACACAACUAGGGUCUAAGAGACAGCCUUGAGACUGCUUGAGAAUAGUGCGCUCCUGGGUGAUUUUGAACAUGCUACAAUGAAAUGUGAAACUAUCGACCUUGGGAACACCAGCUAGAGGUUUUAUGGACUCUCUGACCAGCUAUUCUCAUAUCAUGACAAAAUUCAGCAAACAGUGUUGAGCAAAAUUACUAGAAGGCAAUAAGACUUUGGUUAUUAUGCUUAUUGGUCAUUUCUCUUUUUCUUUUUCUCUCUUCUUUUCGUUGCAAGUUAAAUUCCCAAUUUCAGGAACAAUUUAUUGAAAUCAGGUAUUUAGCCAUUCAUAAUCACUCCAAUAGAAACGUUUGUUGGAUAAGCAUCUAGCAAUAGGACUGAAUUUGACAUUGAGAAAAUAAUCUGCAUGUAUGUUACUGAAUAUUUGAGUUGGCAAAAAUCCCUUUAUUAGACACAUUGUAAAAAGCAUGCAUCCACAAUUAUUGCUGUUACUGUUCCAUUUCUGUGUCAUAUGCUUGCUACUUGUAACUUUUUAUAUAAAGAUACAUAAAACAAUGUAUAAUAA